UAACUUCUUAUCUCAAACAUUACAAUGGCCAAGGUUCAUCCUCAGGAACACACAUCUUCUCCUUGCCUCACUUCUAAAAGAGAAACAUAUACUCUAUGGAUGAAAUCACUAGUGUUCCACUCUAAUGGUUGCACUGUCUAUGAUUCAAAUGGUGAGAUUGUUUAUCGAGUUGAUAACUAUGACAGAAAGGGUAGAAGGGAAGUUAACCUCAUGGAUCUGCAAGGCAAAGUUCUCUGUACCAUAAAGAAGAGGUUACUUGCCUUUGGACAUUGGGAAGGCCACAGAAGCUGCAAUUCUAAUAGUAGAAUUCAGGAGCAGCCAUGGUUUCAAGUUAAAAGAUGUAAUAAGAUGAUCACAGGGAAAGUAGCUUGUCAGAUUACAGUGGGGUGCCAAAAGUAUUGCAUAGUAAGAAUCAGUGGCAAAGCAGCAUCAUUUAGGAUAGUGAAUAUAGAUGGACUGAUAGUUGCAGAGGCAAAGCAAAAGCACUCAGCCUCAGGGGUUGUCUUGAGUGAUGAUGUUCUAACCUUGGAUUUGGCUGCGGGCACAGAUCAUUCCCUUAUAAUGGGUUUAGUCACGGUGUACGGAAUGAUAUGCGGGAUAAUGUAAAUAAUUGCCAAUUGGUCCUUUUCAUAUGAGUUAUACACAAUUUAUUUGGAGGCCCUAGUACAGCAAGCAGUGUUUCGCCUUUGUACCUGAAUAUUAUGUGAAUCCUCCUAUCAGUCACUUUUGUAAAUUUUCUGAAUGACAAGUUUUGUAAUCAGAAUUUGGCUCAGUUUGUAUAAAAGAUCAUGAGCUCCAUCAGGAUCAUAGAGAUUUAUGUAUACAUAUACUGUUUACGGAGGAAAAAGACAUAUGUACAUUAUAUAUUUGGUAUUUUACCAAAAGACAUAUAUUUUUCU
Molecule: messenger RNA, 899 nt
Organism: Gastrolobium bilobum
Lineage: Eukaryota; Viridiplantae; Streptophyta; Magnoliopsida; Fabales; Fabaceae
Product: protein LURP-one-related 4
Exons: 3
Coding region: 25-606 (193 amino acids)
Source: RefSeq, a predicted model, not a curated record